AUGCCAACGUUCUACCCUCCUGUGCCAGCCUACCGACCACCUCAGUACCCACAGUUUCAGCCUCAGGUGUCGGGACUAGUACAGAUACCUCCACCACAACAGUAUAGGCCACCGACCCAAAGGCCUAAUAUUAGUGAUAAAGGGAAGGGGAAAGUGCAAGGACAAGCUUAUACCCUGACAGGAGGUAGUUCUGGAGGCCAUGCCAGUAUUAUGAUGGUUAAGGGUAUGAUUCUAAUAUCUCAUUCUCUAGCACAUGUACUGUUUGAUACUGGUGCUACUCAUUGUUUCAUUUCAAGUUCAUUUGUCCAAACUUUGAAAUUGAAAGCAGAGUGUUUGGAAACCCCAAUGAUGUUGAACUCCCCACUGGGAUGUGUGGAGGUAGCUAGUAUGUGCAGAUCGUGUGAAAUCACGAUUGGAGGUGAGCGAUUGAGAGCUGACCUGGUAAUCCUUCCGAUGAGUCUGUUUAACGUGGUAUUCGAAAUGGAUUGGUUAGCGAGAUACGGUGUGAUUGUCGAUUGUUGCUAUAGGAGAGUGACUUUGAUGACUGAUUCCUGA
This is a messenger RNA of Morus notabilis, 555 nucleotides long. RefSeq lists its product as uncharacterized. The record is from RefSeq and is a predicted model, not a curated record. Bases 1 to 555 code for a protein of 184 amino acids. The transcript has a single exon. Gene Ontology annotation, molecular function: aspartic-type endopeptidase activity. Gene Ontology annotation, biological process: proteolysis. NCBI's taxonomy places the organism in Eukaryota, Viridiplantae, Streptophyta, Magnoliopsida, Rosales, Moraceae.